CAUUUUUAUUUUUUGUUUUGUGUGUUUUUAUUUGAAUUUUUAAAGAUAUUAUUAAACCAAUAGACUGGUAAAUGUAUUAUGUAUUUUUGUUUUGAUAAUCUAGGUAGUAGUAUUUAGUAACGAAUAAAGUUAUUAUGUAGGUUAAUUAUUGAUUUUCGAUUUUUGUGAUAUUAAAAUUUAACAUUACCUAACAUUAGGUAGCAUAGACAAUUAUGUGUUUAUGACGUUAUAAACAUACAUAAUGGGAUUCUCAUAUGAGAAACGUCCAUUAAAAAGGCCUCGUCUUGGUCCGCCCGAUGUUUAUCCACAAGAACCCAAACAAAAAGAGGAUGAAUUAACAACGGUUAAUGUAAAACAUGGGUUCACUACAUCACUUACUAUAUCAGAUGAACAUCAACAUGGAACAGCUCGUAAUUAUAACAUCACAGCAUCCAAAAUUGGUGCAUUCUUCAAUGCAAUUAUUAAUAAAAAAGAAGAGCUUAAUACACUAGUAGAUACUGGACGUAAAAGGUUACAAAUAAAUCCAAAAGAUAAUUUUUGGCCUGCUACUGCCCGAUCGAAGACUACAGUUGAAGCUUGGUUUAAAGAUUUAGCUGGAUUUAAACCGUUAAAUAUACUUUCUAAAAAGGCCCCCAAUUUCAACAAGAAAGAAGAAAUAUUUAUGUUAUUAUGUGAAUAUAAUGUCCCAUUAAUUCGUGCUACAUGGUUUAUAAAAUUAAGUUCUGCAUAUACAAUCGCUGUGUCUGAAGCAAAAAUAAAAUCUAAACGUCAACUGCCAGAUCCUACACUUGAGUGGACGAGUACAUUACUAAAGUUUACUAAAGAACAACUAACUAAACUUCAAGAUUAUUAUCAAAAUGCAAAUAUGUCAAUGAGUUCAUCGCAUUAUUUGUCAAUGAGCGAAGAGCAAAAAAUUUCGCUUAAACAAUGGAAUUAUUGUACUAGUCUUAUUAAGUAUAUGUAUCAGGAAGGACUAUUAGAUCGUCAAGAGGUUCUUCAAUGGAUAUUAGAUAUGCUUGAACGUUAUAAAUCAUCAUCUAACAGUGAAGAUGGUUUAUUGAAAGUAUUAAGUCCUUUAGCUUUACAGUAUUGUUCAGAAUUUUGUCAAUCUGAACUUCUUAGUCGAAAAUUAGUUUAUUUUUGUUCUCGUAAAUUAAAUACAAUAUGCAACUCAGUAAUCGACUUGAAUCCACCACAGAGUCCUACUUCAAAAGGAGCUUCAAAUAAUAGUGUCCCGAGCAAUACUUCUAGUGCUACUAAUGCUGCGUCUACCUUGAAUGAUAUGAUGUCUUGUCCUCAUCAUAGAGAUAUUUUACUUCCUCUUAGCUGUAUAAUUCAAGUUAUUUUAUUAGAAUGUCCUACUUCUCUUAUAUGGAAUCAUUCAGGUGGUGGAAAACUUCCAUCUGUUCUAAAUGGAUCACCUCUAGAUUAUCUUCCUUGUUCACCAGUAGUCUUACCAAUGCCUCAGAGAACAAAUAAUAUUCCAUUAAGAAAACAACUUAAACAGGCAGAAGAAAUUGUUAAAAUAAGAAGCCAAGCAGCAGAAGGUAGAUGGUGUUUGGAUAAAUUUCAUAAGUCAUCAAUUGGAGCAAAAACAAUAAAAAUUUUAAAUGUUUUGGAUGCAUUGGACCGUCACAGUUUUGAACGAAUUGAUCAAAAUAAUUCUUUAGAUACACUAUAUAAUAAAAUUUUUUUACCACCAAAUUCCAAAGACAAUUCUAAUCCACUUCUUGGGAACAUUUCCAUGUCUACAGAAAAUGAGACUUUGAAAGAUAAUAGAUCUGAAUAUAAUGUUGAGCAAGAUCAAAUUGUUGUGAAGGUUUUAUGUGAAUGGGCUCUAAGUAGCUUAAGACGAGGAGAACAUCGUGGAAUGGCUGUGGCUAGAUUAUUAGACAAACGCCAAGCUGAAAUCACUGGUCGUGAAAGUGAUUCAUCUGUAGAGGUUGUACCUGGUGGUCCUAGUGAAGAUAAAGAUUCUAUUGUUUCAACCCCAGCAACUCUUCCACUUUUUCAACCACUUUUAAUGAAUUUUCUCGAUCAUGAUGCACCAGUACUUGAAAAUACAAGUACAAGUCGUACAACAUUUACAAAUUUAGUACAUGUAUUUACUGAACUUAUUCGAAAUGAUGUAUUUUCACAUGAUGCAUAUAUGUGUACAUUAAUAUCAAGAGGGGAUUUGCAAUCAACCAAUAAUAUUGGUAUGUGCCAACCAGGAAGUAAUAAACCAGCAGAUACUCCUUCAGGUGCAGGACCGUCUCAAGCACAAGUUCACAUGGAAGAUGAUAAUCUUUUUGAUUUAAAACCAAAUGUUCCAGAACAUCAUAAUCGACAUAUGGAUUAUGAUGAUAGUAAAAUAGAUGAUGAUCUCGAUAAAUUACUUCAGCAUAUCAAAGAGGAACAACAGAAUUCAAUGGAUGCACCUGAUUCUCCAAAAGUUGAACCAUUUGCUGGUUCAUCAAUUGGAGGAUUGGAAUCAAACGAUCCAUCAACAAACACAAAUGAUAAUAUGUAUAAAUGCCGACCAUCUCGACAUUUAUUAUAUGCAACACAUUUUCCUUUACCAUUAGAUGAAGAAACCACAAGCCAUGAUUGCAAUCAAAGGCAUGUAUUGUUAUAUGGUUUUGGUAAAAUGAGAGAUGAUGCAAGACACACCAUAAAGCGCAUUAGUAAAGAUAUUUGUAAAUUAUUUAGUAAGAAAUUCAGUAUUGAUAUAGCUGAAGGUGGAAAAGUUAAGAAACAUUCAAGAAAUGAAUUCAACUUUGAAGCAACUACAGCUCGGGUUCAAAAUUUAUCAUAUUUUGACCAACAUGUUGUGACUUGGCAAUGUAGUCUUAAUGUACUUGAAGCAAUAAAUGCAUUUGCGACUGGCAACUCAAAUUAUCUUCCAGUUCAAGAACAUGUAGCUUUCUUAUUUGAUCUUAUGGAGUUAGCAUUAAAUGUCAAUUCACUUCUUGAUGUCUGUAUCCAGAUAUUAAUGGAUAUACCAGAUGUUGAGGCACAAUUGGCUGCUAAAGGGUCAUCAUUAGUACGAAUUUAUACAACAUCCUUAGUUCUCUACAUUGUUGGAGUUUUGCGUAGAUAUCAUUGUUGCCUUUUAUUAAACCAAGAACAAGUAGUUGGUGCUUUUGAAAAUCUAUACCGUGUUGUUAAACAUGUAUCAAAUCCUGCAGAUUGUUCAAGUGUUGAACGUUGUGUUCUAUCUCAUUUGUAUGACUUAUACAUAUCUGCUGCUCCUCUUUUAAAAGGUCGUCUACCUGGAGCUGAACCAUUUAAUACUUUGUACACAAAAAUACGACAGACACUCCACGCAAAUCUUCAACCAUCUACUAUGACACAUGGAAAUUGGAACUCUAGUUACAUGAAUGAUUUAAUAAUGACUUAUAGAAGAGGAUGUAAAAUCGAUCCUGGUUGGCACAGACAACUAAAUGAAUCUCAAAGUAAUCGAUACAGUUUAGUAUGUAAUGUGGUAAUUGCUGUUGCAACAGAAACUUCAGAUAUUGAACGUUUAAAUGAUUUGGCUAUACUUAGUGCAGAAUUAACAGCAUCAUGUAGUUCAUUAGCAUCUGAAUGGCUUGGAGUAUUAAUGGCUUUGUGUUGUUCUUCUAAUAAUCCUAUUAUUUUUGGAGAAGUUUUAUCGCGUGUAGAUAUGAAUGAUAUCACUGUACACAAUUCUUUAGCACUAUUUACAUCAAUUCUUGUUGCACGCCAUUGUUUUUCAUUGGAAGACUUUGUGGUACACGUAGCUUUACCAUCCCUUUUAACAGUUAGUAAUGAAGGACAUGGAGCAGCAGAUACAGAUCCAGAGGCAGAAGCAUCAGCUAGACUUACAUGCCAUUUAUUGUUACGCCUCUUUAAAACUACUGAAGUGCCUCAACCCAGUCUUUAUUCAGUUGGUACAUCACCAAACCCUAUAUCAAACUCAAAUUCUAGCUGCAGCAUUAAACAAAGUUGUGAUAGACAUUUAUUAGCUGCAGCUCAUAAUAAUAUAAGGGUUGGACCUUUAUUAGCUGUAUUAAAAGCUAUUAUAGUAGUUGGUGAUGCUACAGCACAACGUCCCAAUCAAUCAAUAAAAAAAUCGCCAUCUAGCCAAGUUAGCACUCCUGGCGGUACCAGUAAAAUGCCUAGUGAAUUGUCAAUUAGCCAUAUUCUAGGCACAUCCGAUAUUCUUGGUGGUUCAGCUGAUCAUUUACUAAUGGAAUUGGGAGGCCUAGGAAAUGCUGACACUCAGGCUCCUGGCUUAUCUGACCUGGCACAAUUUGUAUUGAGAGAAAUAUGUAGUCAAGAAUGGGUGUUGGAACGUUGUCUUCAAAAUCCUGAAGAAUUAUGUCACCAAGAUAUGCUUUUGGACAGUAUGCUAUCUUCUAAACAAGCACAAAGACUUUUACAUAUGAUAUGUUAUCCUGAAACAGCAAGUGGAUCUGAUAUUUCUUUAGAUUCAAGGACAAUAAUUACUAACAUUUUAGAGAAUUCUGAUCAAUGGACUCUUAGAAUGUCUUGGUUAGAAAUGCAACUUAUGUUUAAGCAAUUUUCACCAAAUUCUCCAGAUUUAAAUCAAUGGCUGGAUAUAGUCGCUAAAGCAGCUAUAGAUAUGUUCCAACACAACCUAAAUACCCAAAACAAGAGUGAAAACAUCAAAAAAACUCAUUCAAUGUGGUUAUUAGCACCACUUAUUUCGAAGUUGCCUAGUGCAGUUCAAGGAAGAGUGUUGAAAGUAGCUGGUCAAGUAUUAGAGAGUGGAAAUAUGAUUGGACUAGGUGGUUCAAAUUCUGGUAAUGUUACUCCAAUUACUACCCAUGGUGUAAGUGGGGGUGGUAGUAGUAGUCGAAGUAGUAAUAAAGGCACUCCACCACACCCUCGACCUUCUCAAAACACUAAUUCUGUACCUUCGCCACCAGCCAUUUUGGCUUAUCAUCAGCCAUUUUUGUCAUUAGUUCUCAGUUGCCUUAAAGGACAAGAUGACCAACGAGAAAAUUUACUUUCAUCCGUACAUAAUCAAUUGUCUCAGUAUUUAGUAUUGUCAAAGGAGGUAAAACAAAUCAAUAAGUUUGAUAGACAUCUAGACAAAGUUUUUUUUAUGUAUUAUUAUGGUUAAUAGGAACGUCUUGGAAUUCAAGAAGGAUGUGCCAGCAAUAAAGAAGUUGAUGCUGCACAAGACUCACUUGCAUUAAGAUUCAGUUUAGUAGGAGGCAUGUUUGAUACAAUUCAGCGAAGUACUGCUUUGACAAUAGAUUGGGCAGUUCUUUUUGUGCAGCUUGUAACAUAUUCAGUGAUAGAUUUGACUAAUAACACAAAAUUAUUUAACACAGUAAUAGAUAUGUUGGCUACUUUAAUACAUUCAACUCUUGUAUCUGACUCUCAAACUGAAAAAGGAGAAGAAAAUCGAAAACACUAUCAAAAUUUGAUAAAAAAACUAAAAAAAGAAGUUGGAGAAAAACACUCCAUGUCCAUUUCACAAGUUAGACAGCUUUUGCCUUUGGGUAAACAGCAAUGUGAAAUCAUUACUUGUGAACAAAUUGGCACUGAUAUCAAAGGGAAUAAGAUUUCAACAGGGUUAGAUUCUAAUGACAAACAAGGUUUGAAAGUAUGUGACAAGCAGCGUGUAAGUGCUUGGGAUCUACUAGAAGGUCAUAAAAAUCCAGCUCCAUUGUCAUGGUCGUGGUUUAGUGCUGUGCGAGUUGAACGAAAACCGUUAUGGUAUGAAGAAAACCAUAGGAUGCUCAAGUUCCAUACACAUUCAUUAGUAAAGUCUGCAUCAUAUUUCUUAGAACCUUUGCCUUUACCUCCCGAGGAUUUAGAACCCCCCCAAGAAAAACCUUGUCCUUGUGUUUAUUGUAAUCAGAUCAAAGGAGUUGGUUCUGGGAUGAACAUGGGUUCAGGGCCAGGACGUCCAGAUACACCAUCCUCCGUACCUGAAUCACCGGGUAGAGGUGUUAAACGUAAUAUGAAAGCUCAAGGAGGACCACCUAAUCCUAGACGUAAGAAACAACAACAACCUCCACCUAUGUCACCUAUGACUCCUAAUGCUCAAAUGGGACCCGGUCCUCAAAUGCAUCCACAAAUGCAGAAUACACAGGGUCAGCAUAUGGGCUAUAGUGGAGGUAUGUUUCCGAUGCAACCAGGUCCAGGUCCGGUUCCUGGUGCUGGUCCAGUUCCAGUCCCAGGACCAGCUCCUGGGCCAUCUCCGGCUCAAAAUCCUCAGUGGAAUAGUUAUGGACAGCAAGCACCGCAAGGAGGUACUAACUUUUAUCCUCAACAAGUGCCGCCAACACCUGUCCCAGGUCCUGGAACAAGAUUUGAUCGUCCAGGAAAUACUUCUAAACAAGCAUUGAGUCAUAUGCUUCGUAUGCGCUUGCCUACUAACCAAUACAUGGGUCAAACAGGACAGCAACCAAAUAUGAAUCCAAAUUUCCAACCUAUGCCUAGACAGCAGUUUAUUAGAAGAGGACAAAAUAAUGUACCAAUUCCACCUCCCCAGCAAAAUACUCCACAAAUGUACCCAACACAGCAACCAACACAAAUGUAUUCCAAUAUGCAACAAAGCAUGAAUCAAAACUAUGGAGGUUAUGUAGGACAGCAACCUGGAAUGAGACCUCCGUACAUGCAAAAUCAAAACGUGCCAAUGAAUCCAAUGAGUGGCCCGCAGAAUCCAGCACCUCCAUACACUCGUCCAACUGGUCCGAAUCAACAAGCACCACAUUCUCAAUACCAUCAGCAAUUUAGUCAACAGCGUAUUCGACAUAUGAUGGCUAUGCAACAACAGCAGCAACAACAGCAGCAGCAGCAACAGCAACAACAACAGCAACAACAUCACAUGCAAAGACAGAUGCAAAAUCCCCAACAAACACAACAAGGACAUCCAUAUGGUUUACAGCCACCACCUUAUUAGUUUAUAUUGUAUGUGAACGAAUUUGUGAAUUUUAUUUAAACGAGCAUUGUAAUGUUUAUUUUAACUUAUCCAACUUGUUUUGAUAUUUAGUGUAGUGUUAUGAAUUACUUUUUGUAGAAAUUAAUAUUUAUAAUGUUUAUUUUACAUUUAAUUUUGUUCUCUACAUUUAUUUGCUGAUAAAAAGAAUACUAAACAUCUA
Messenger RNA from Acyrthosiphon pisum (pea aphid), 7085 nucleotides. It is a transcript of the gene kto, whose product is annotated as mediator complex subunit kohtalo. The transcript has 37 exons. Gene Ontology annotation, molecular function: transcription factor binding; transcription coactivator activity. The record is from RefSeq and is a predicted model, not a curated record. Gene Ontology annotation, cellular component: mediator complex. Gene Ontology annotation, biological process: positive regulation of transcription by RNA polymerase II. Lineage: Eukaryota; Metazoa; Arthropoda; Insecta; Hemiptera; Aphididae.